This is a messenger RNA of Nematostella vectensis (starlet sea anemone), 2846 nucleotides long. Its product is annotated as CCR4-NOT transcription complex subunit 3. The transcript is spliced from 20 exons. NCBI's taxonomy places the organism in Eukaryota, Metazoa, Cnidaria, Anthozoa, Actiniaria, Edwardsiidae. The record is from RefSeq and is a predicted model, not a curated record. Gene Ontology annotation, cellular component: CCR4-NOT core complex; P-body; nucleus. Gene Ontology annotation, biological process: regulation of stem cell population maintenance; regulation of DNA-templated transcription; nuclear-transcribed mRNA poly(A) tail shortening. Bases 184 to 2565 code for a protein of 793 amino acids.
CCAGCCCAUAAUACCCUUCAAUGGUGGCGAGGUGAAAAGCUUCCGAUACCAAAUUAGACUUUUGAGAUUUUCCGAGUCGAAUUUUUACUUUAUCGAACUAAUUCUGAGCUGAAUUAAAGCUUCGUUUACUGAGUGUUUUUUCAGCUACGAAGCUAUGGUUGUAUUAGGCGAAACUACGAGGUAAUGGCAGAUAAAAGGAAGCUUCAAGGCGAGAUUGAGCGCUGCCUGAAAAAAGUCAGUGAAGGAGUCGAAACAUUUGAAGAUAUCUGGCAAAAGGUUCAUAAUGCAACUAACGCGAAUCAGAAGGAGAAAUAUGAAGCAGACCUUAAGAAAGAAAUCAAGAAGCUACAAAGACUUCGAGACCAAAUUAAAACAUGGGUCGCAUCCAACGAUAUCAAGGACAAACGGACAUUGUUGGAUAAUAGAAAACUCAUUGAGCAACAAAUGGAGCGGUUUAAAGUCGUCGAGAGAGAAACGAAAACAAAGGCAUAUUCUAAAGAAGGUCUUGGUUUAGCCACAAAAAUUGAUCCUGCUACUAAAGAGAAGGAGGAGGCAAGGCAGUGGAUUACGGAUGUGCUUGACAGACUAAAACUAGAGAUUGAUCAGUUUGAAAGUGAGAUUGAGCUGGUAAUUGCUGGCUCUAAGAAGAAAAAGCUGGACAAAGAACGACAGGAUCGAGUAGAUGAACUAAACGAUUGGGCAGAAAAGCAUAGAUUCCAUAACCAGCAGUUGGAGAUGAUUCUACGCAUGCUUGACAAUGGUACCAUCGAGUGUGAUGAUGUAAGUGGGCAGCUAGAAGAGAUCAAGCAGUUAAAGGAUGAUAUGGACUAUUAUCUGGAAUGUUGUAGAGAGCCUGACUUCCAGGAAAAUGAGUUUAUGUAUGACGACUUUGACCUGGAUGCCGAUCUGGAUCAAGACAUACUAGCGACAUCACCAACAGAAGAUGAUGACAUCAUGAACCAUAUUCCAACAUCACCAACAUCAUCACUACCACCGACCUCCCCAACGGAAACAGUGCCUAUGGUAAUACCUACAAAAAUACCAAAUAGCUCUCCAAGGAAAAACUCUAAAGAAGCCAAAACAUCUAGUAAUAGCUUAUCUGGGACAACACCCCCUCGAUCAACCCCUAAGAUGAAUGUACCGACAUCGCUUCAAGCAUUGGCAUCAUCGGCUGCAAACCCUGUCAUAGUAAAAUCAAGUAGCACUAUCUCAAAGCCUGCAAGCUCUAGUGGUCUAGUGAAUUCAUUUGAGAAUCACAUAUCAACCAAUGGUGAAGAGACGUCACCCGUCAGGAAAUCCCCGCCCCCUACUACACCCCCUCCACCUGUCUCUGGCUACGCGGUAGUAGCAGGUUCACAGCAGAAUCAUGUGGAGUCCACGCCCCCACGGAUGGUGAACCACAACCCCACAGCGACAACAGGAAGUAACUCAUUCCCAAGAUCAGGCUCAAUAAAUAAUGACCACACCCAACAAAACAACCACUUAACAGAAACAAGUCAAGCACUGGAAAAACUUGGGUCAUCCAUAGCAUCUUUAUCAAUAGCACCAGCACCAUCAAUAGCUACUGCUGCGCCAAUUAGUCAGCUGCCCUCUCAACCUGUGCAUAUGUCUAGUAUAAACCCUGUCCUUAGUAGCAAACCGGAACCAUCACAACCUACUCCUCCAUCAAGCAUCGCAACCUCUCAGCCAGCAGUUUCUGUACCUUCAGGAAUGUCUCCUGCAUUGAUAGGUAGUCUGGGUACAACACCUGGUAGCACGCCCCUACCGCCGCCGUUACUAUCCAACUCCACAAGUAGCAAGCCUCCUAUGUCAUUAGCAGAGUCAUUAGCUGCGUCUACUCAGCCAGUGUCGUCAUUAAUUAGCAGUGUGCACUUAAUGACAGCACCCGCUCAGAGGCACAUCACGACAUCAGACUCAUUUUCUUCGCUCAAGUCGAUAGCAGCACAGGCAGUAGCAACUGCAAGCUUGGGUAAUCCCAUGCAAGGUCCUACAGGCUUUUCAACGGAAAACAGAGGGUUAUUUGAGUCAGUAGCGACCAGCUCCGACAGCAAACCACCGGUAGAAACAAAUACUGCACAUCUUCAACCCCUUCUAGGCGUUGCACCCUUAGGCCCUGUCCCAUUAAACAAGGAACGUCGGUACCAACUGGGUAUGCUAGAGGCUGCCUACCACCAUCUCCCCCAGGCAACAGACUCUGAGAGAGUCAGACCUUGCUUAUCACGUAACCCCUAUCCUGCCCCACACUACCAUCACCAACAACCACCGUCACACCUCGACGCCAUUGAGUUCUUCCAGCGGCUAUCUCCUGAAACUCUCUUCUUUAUUUUUUAUUACCAAGAGGGCACUAGAGCCCAGUACCUUGCAGCAAAGGCGCUGAAAAAGCAAUCGUGGAGAUUCCAUACCAAGUAUAUGAUGUGGUUUCAGCGGCAUGAAGAACCCAAGGCCAUAACAGACGAGUAUGAACAGGGGACGUACAUUUACUUUGACUAUGAAAAGUGGGGACAACGCAAGAAGGAAGGUUUCACGUUCGAAUACCGUUACCUAGAAGACAAAGACCUUCCAUAGACUGACAGUGCCAGCUCAUGUGAUAGGCCAGCAUGGUCAUGUGACAGGCACGCAUUCGUGUUCGGUGCAAAAAUCCAGAAUGGAAUGGACGCAAGAGUUGGUGGAUUGUGGCAAUGUCGCCCUUCUCCAUCAUCUCGUUUUAUCUACCGAGACAGAAGUGGUUAUAUACUUAUAUAGGGAUACCGUCUAAUCCGUCCGUUUUACAAACACUGGCUUGUUUAUAAUUGUAAAUACGAAUGCCUAGCUCUAAGAAUUGCGUUCAUUAAAAAAUUGAUGCAGAA